AUGUAUGCUCGAGAGAGCCCUGGAGACGUGGUGGGAGGGUCAUUUGCCUUGGCCAUAGCUACUGGGGCUGCACCUGUGGCGCCCUUCGGAGCAGCCUGGCGAAGCUCCGCCAAGAAUCGUCUCGAUGGUUCAGUUUGGCUCCCCGAUGCUCCCCAACCAUGGUCGCUGGAGAAUCCACUGAGAACCUGCGUGGGUUUGGAUCCAAACAUGCUCUGA
This is a messenger RNA of Cladocopium goreaui, 216 nucleotides long. The record is from the annotation of a GenBank genome assembly. Lineage: Eukaryota; Dinophyceae; Suessiales; Symbiodiniaceae.